CUGCAAUAUUUAAAGACAGACCUCUAAAGAACUGAGUCAAAGCUGAAGAUCAUGGAUUGGAAGUUUCUCCAGGGUCUUCUUAGUGGAGUCAACAAGUACUCCACUGCCUUUGGACGCAUCUGGCUAUCAGUGGUCUUUGUCUUCCGGGUGUUGGUCUUCGUGGUGGCUGCCGAGCGCGUCUGGAGCGACGACCAGGGACACUUUGACUGCAAUACCCGCCAACCGGGGUGCACCAACAUCUGCUAUGAUUACUUCUUCCCCGUCUCUCACAUUCGCCUGUGGGCCCUGCAGCUCAUCUUCGUCACCUGCCCCUCAUUCAUGGUGGUGCUGCACGUGGCCUACCGAGAAGAGCGGGAACGCAAGUACCGGGCCAAGCACGGCGAGAACACAAGGCUGUACGACAACCCGGGCCAAAAGCAUGGUGGCCUCUGGUGGACUUACCUGAUGAGCCUGUUUAUCAAAACCACCUUUGAAGUCACAUUUCUCUACGUGCUCCACUACAUCUAUGACAGCUUCAAGCUGCCCCGGAAGGUCCAAUGUGAUGUCAGUCCCUGCCCCAAUUUGGUAGACUGCUACAUUUCCCGGCCCACUGAGAAGACCAUUUUCACCUACUUCAUGGUGGGGGCGUCUGUCGUGUGUGUAGUGCUCAACAUCUGUGAGAUUUUCUAUCUGAUUGCUUCCCGGGUGGUGAAUCUCAAACAUCGAGGCAGCAUUCACACUUCAUCCAGAAAGAUCCACCCUGGCAUGGACUGUGACGGCUGCAAGUCUUCUCUUACAUCCUAGCUGGAGGCCCAGUGUAGAGAAUCAAGAUGUCUUCUUAUACCUCUGUUUGAUUAACUAUAGAGUGAUUACUUUUUCUCCAUCAAAGGAUAGGUUCACCGUUUCUCCAAAUCUGACUUAAUACAAUACUCACAUGCUUUUGUGUACAUUGACAGAGUUGUUGGUCGCUGUAAUCGUUUCUGAUUUUCUGCUUUCUCUAAUUUACCCUCAGGAUUUUGUCCAGUGUGUCCUCAAAUUAUGAAAUGACCUCUACAUUGCAAUCAUACAGCAACUAAUAACUCUUUCAAUGUACCCACUGGCAUGUGUGUAUUGUUUUAAGAUAGAUGUGGAAAAGGUGAACCAAUCUCUUA
Molecule: messenger RNA, 1130 nt
Organism: Lates calcarifer (barramundi perch)
Lineage: Eukaryota; Metazoa; Chordata; Actinopteri; Centropomidae
Product: gap junction beta-3 protein-like
Biological process (GO): cell communication
Cellular component (GO): connexin complex
Source: RefSeq, a predicted model, not a curated record